CAGUUAUCGUUGUUGUUUACUAUUAUCUAUUUGUGUAAUAAACUUUGAUUUUUGGAAUAUUAAAAUAUUAUAUUCGCAAAAUGGAAAGUGAAAUUGAUUGCGUUGCUAGUUGCCCAGUGGGUUCGACAGCACCGAGAGAUUCUAUAAGUAGUACUGGAUCUUCACUGUCUAUUAGUAGUGCUUCAAUAUCAACGAAAACUGCACUUAAUGAGUGCUCAUUGGCUUGGAUAAGUUAUCUCAGUGCUUUGAAUAGUUUGUGUACUGCUGGGAGUAAACUAGGAAGUACACUGACGGUACUGGAACAGUGCGGUUUAUUUGGAGAAAAAGCUCCAAAGGCUUAUGCCGAGAAAAACUUUUUUCACAACCACCCAUCCUCUUAUUUAACGCACUACUGGAAUGAUUUAGCCAGAGCAACCGCAGUGGCUACAAGUACCGUCAAAUCGCAUAUCAUGGCCCUUUUACAAGAAUUUGUUGUAUUAUCAACUCUCGACCCAUCCUCGAUUUGCGAAAUAGAACAAAAGCGCUUGAGAGAUCACAAUGAGCUAAUAAUUAUGGAGAAUGCACAGGCUAUGAUAAAUAUACAACAUCAAUUCUGCGCCGCGAGUUAUGACGCCUUUUCGUCUUUAACUUGCUGUUUUGUUUGUCAAUCACCUGUAGGUUUCCCUCAUGAGUCGGAUUGUGCCAUGAUAAAGCAAAGUAGAUUAAACACUGACGCACGAUCUCAAACUCCCUCACCGAACUUUGGUGGAAUUAACAAAAUAGACACCUCUAGAGCUAGUUGCAUAACAGAACAGCGGUCACAUUUCCAAAGCUCUUUAACUGGUCAGCAACUAGAUCAAUCCACAAAUUCAAUGGAUCCAACUCGCGGACCUUCGCCGCUGCAGGCUAUAUUUGAAAACACGAAAGGUCCACUACCAAACCCAGGACAUUUGCUAGCAAUGAAAAGUCCGUUUGCUAGAGGGGAGAGGUCUCCACUGAAUAUUCCUUUAUUCCCUUUGAACGGUCAACGUCGAUGGUCUGAAGCUGCUGCAGGUGAAGUGAUAGAUGAAAAUUCAACCGAUGCCGAAAAUCAAAUGAGACGAUGGUCUAUGCCAUGGGAAGCUGUAAAAACGGAUCAAAAUACAGUCACAUGGUAUCAAACUCGAAUAAUGCCUAUAAAUAAUAUUAACUUACUUAAUCAUAAAACGCCGUGUUCUGAUAGAAGCGUAUCUAAUACACCUGAUCUAAACUGGCAAUCUUACGCAACAAGUCACGACGGGUUGACAGAAGCAAUUCAGUUGCUCUCCUGUCGACCUUCAAGAGUUCCAGCUCAAGGUUUACAAGGAUACACUCCGCAGCACACGAAUAUUCAAAACAUUGAGUAAUUAUUAAUCAUUGGAUAUGCGAUAACAACAUAUCUAUAUGAGUUUUUUAAAUAUAAGAAUUAGAAUCAGAUCUCUGAGUUUCAAACCAAUUUAGGUAUUUUGAUAUUCUAGCCCUUCCAAUAGCGAGUGUAGCUACCACAGAGUGUAAUAGUUUUCAUUACCUAACGAUUGUAUGUAAAACCAAAAACUAAUAAGAGAUAAAUAUGGUGUUAUAUGAAUAUCAAAUAUAUGAAAAAAGGAGUUGAAGAGGACUUCAGAAGGUUGGUAUUGCAAAUGAGCCACGUCUAUAAAAUGCCGCUAAUCGAAAAUAUAUAAUAAUCAUAAAUGGUGCCGGACAGCAGACACAGUUCUGCUUAAGAGUGCUGCCGAGUAAAGAGUAAAUGAGUUAUAGUAAGAAGUUGUAAACUCAAAUAACGAGUAAUAAAGUGUUAAGUGGUUUGAAUUAGAAAUAAAGAUAAAUGGAUAGCCAUUAAA
This is a messenger RNA of Bactrocera latifrons, 1838 nucleotides long. RefSeq lists its product as uncharacterized. Lineage: Eukaryota; Metazoa; Arthropoda; Insecta; Diptera; Tephritidae. The record is from RefSeq and is a predicted model, not a curated record. The transcript has 6 exons. Bases 81 to 1364 code for a protein of 427 amino acids.